AUGUCAGUUACUCUUCACACCAAUUUCGGCGAUUUAAAAAUUGAAUUAUUCUGUAAAGACACUCCAAAGACCUGUAAAAACUUUCUUGCUCUUUGUGCCUCAGACUACUACAACAACACUAAAUUUCACAGGUUAGCGCCUUAUCUUCUUGUUCAAACAAGUUUUUGUUGCAAAAGUAUCAUCACUUACUUCCUUCUUAGGAAUAUAAAGGGAUUCCUAAUUCAGGGUGGCGAUCCUACUGGAACUGGCAAGGGAGGUGAAAGUAUCUAUGGAGAGCCAUUCGAAGAUGAAUUUGUUUCGCACUUGAAGCAUGAUAAGAGGGGCAUGGUUAGCAUGGCAAAUCCUGGCCAGAGUAACAGCAACGCCUCUCAAUUUUUCAUUACCUACUCUAAGCAGAUGCAUUUAAAUAAUCAAUACACGGUUUUCGGAAGGCUUAUCAGUGGCCUCGACACUUUGGAGAAACUUGAAAACGUGCCCGUUGGAAAAAAGAACCGGCCUCUUACUGACAUUAUCAUAGAGUCAAUUACAAUACACACAAAUCCAAUAGCCGACUUAGAGUCUUAG
This is a messenger RNA of Theileria orientalis strain Shintoku, 564 nucleotides long. RefSeq names its product peptidyl-prolyl cis-trans isomerase. Gene Ontology annotation, biological process: protein peptidyl-prolyl isomerization. Lineage: Eukaryota; Apicomplexa; Aconoidasida; Piroplasmida; Theileriidae. The coding region runs from base 1 to 564 and encodes 187 amino acids. The transcript is spliced from 4 exons. The record is from RefSeq and is a predicted model, not a curated record. Gene Ontology annotation, cellular component: catalytic step 2 spliceosome. Gene Ontology annotation, molecular function: peptidyl-prolyl cis-trans isomerase activity.